Molecule: messenger RNA, 1406 nt
Organism: Catharus ustulatus (Swainson's thrush)
Lineage: Eukaryota; Metazoa; Chordata; Aves; Passeriformes; Turdidae
Gene: BIN3
Product: bridging integrator 3
Exons: 10
Coding region: 224-853 (209 amino acids)
Biological process (GO): endocytosis; plasma membrane tubulation; actin cortical patch localization
Cellular component (GO): cytoplasm; actin cortical patch
Molecular function (GO): lipid binding; protein binding
Source: RefSeq, a predicted model, not a curated record
CUUCCGGGAGCGGCGCGGGGCGGAGGGGGAACAUGAGCUGGAUCCCGUUCAAGAUCGGGCAGCCCAAGAAACAGAUUGUACCCAAGACACUGCCCUUUUCCAGGGGCUGUGAUCCACCAGGAAGGAGCUGCUGCCUGUGAUCCCUCAGGUGGAGAGAGACUUUGAAAGGGAAUAUGGGAAGCUGCAGCAAUUGGAAGAUCAGACCAAAAAACUUCAGAAGGAUAUGAAGAAAAGCACAGAUGCAGAUUUGGCCAUGUCCAAAUCUGCAGUGAAGAUCUCCUCAGACCUGCUGGCCAACCCCCUGUGCGAGCAGGAGCCCUCCUUCCUGGAGAUGGUCACGGCCUUCGACACGGCCAUGAAGAGGAUGGACUCCUUCAACCAGGAGAAGGUGAAUCAGAUCCAAAAGACAGUGAUAGAGCCUUUGAAAAAGUUCAGCAGCGUUUUCCCCAGCCUGAACGCGGCGGUGAAGCGCCGCGAGCAGACGCUGCAGGAUUACAAACGCCUCCAAUCCAAGGUGGAAAAAUACGAGGAGAAAGAAAGAACUGGGCCUGUCCUGGCCAAGCUGCACCAGGCCCGUGAGGAGCUGCGCCCUGUCAAGGAGGAUUUUGAAGCCAAGAACAAGCAGCUGCUGGAGGAGAUGCCCAAAUUCUACAGCAGCCGCAUCGAUUACUUCAAACCCAGCUUCGAGUCGCUGCUGCGGGCACAGGUUGUCUACUACACGGAGAUGCACAAAAUUUUUGGGGACCUGACGGCUCAGAUCGACCGGCCCGGGCUGAGCGAUGAGCAGAGGGAGAGGGAGAACGACGCCAAGCUCAGCGAGCUGCGGGCGCUCUCCAUCGUGGCUGAUGAUUGAGGGAGGGGUUCGAGGGGAUGGGGAUCCCCCCCUGCACCCCAGAUCCCAGCCCAGGGAGGGGUUUGAGGGGUUGGAGCCGCUCCUGGCAGCCCAGGGCUCCUCGGUCCUGCUCCUUUGUCACUCCGUGAAUGAGUUCUGCCUUAAAUUUUUGGGGGGUGGAGGAGCAGGGAAGGGAGGGAUGCUGGAUUGUGUCAGGUGAGACCCCGCUCCUCCCCCUCAUUUUGUGCCUUAGGCCCCCUCGGGGAGGGUGAAAUCACUCCAAAAAUCGCUCAAACCCCAUUUUUGGAGGCACGGGGGAGAGGAUGAUGCUUGGGGCAAGCAUCCAUCCCUACAAAAACCCCGCUCCCAGAGCUGAGGGGGUGCCCAGGGUGGGGACAGGGGACCCCAAAUCCCAGAGCAGGGACACCACCCAGCCAGGAACAAACUGGGGACAACUGGGAGGGCUUCCCCCCCUCCUGGGUGUGCGGGAAGAGCCGCAGGGACUCUGUCGCUUGUCCCCAAUAAAGUUUUUGGCAGCGCAGCGCGGCCGGGGCCGUGGCGGUGCCACCACCGG